UUUGCCCUUUACCCACAAUGCACCGCGGGUGAAAAUGGUUGACUUUGGUUAAGGAUCGUCGACGAAGAGAGAAUGAAUGUACUACUGACAAUGACGUUUCAUUAAAACAAAGGAGGUGCUCGUGAACUUUUCGCACAGAGUAUGUAUUUGUGACUCCCUCGUAAGAAACCGACACGUUUCCGCUUUUGUUUUAGCUGUACCUGAAGUUGCAGACCAGAGCCAACAUGGCAGGAGUUGUUGCUAAGCGUGAGGGUCCACAUUUCAUCAGCGAAGUGGCUGUGAGGGGUAAUGCUGCCGUUCUGGACUACUGCCGCACCUCUGUAUCUGCAUUGUCUGGAGCAACAGCUGGCAUCCUGGGAUUGACAGGACUCUAUGGCUUCGUUUUUUAUUUUCUUGCUUCCUUCCUCCUCUCUUUGUUGCUCAUCCUAAAGGCCGGACGGCAGUGGAACAAGUGCUUUAAAUCGCGACGGCUGCUCUUCACUGGAGGCCUUGUUGGAGGUCUUUUUACUUACGUCCUAUUUUGGACUUUUCUAUAUGGAAUGGUGCACGUAUACUAAAUGUGUUUAUUUAAAAUUAACCACAGUUAUUUAAUCUUGAAAUAUUUCUGUCUAAACAUAUGUAAUCCAAUAACACCGUCAGUCCCUGCUGUGUAUACAGUACGACGAAUUAAAUGUCACCUGCAGAUUUAACUGCAACUUUUCUCAAUGUGUCAUGCUAACCUGUGACUGUUAAUACAUUUUACCAAUGACUUCUGAUCUAAAAAUAUUUUAACAACGUGCUGCUUCACAUUCGGUUCAACUAAAGACAUGAUUACAGAUAUGAACAGCUCUGUACUAGUUUGCAUAAAUAAUUUAGCAAAGCCAGUUUUAACUAAAUGAGCAAGUCACAUAAAAGUCUCUGUUUUCAACAAUAAAUACUGUGAUAUGAAAUAAAUAAAUUCAGUAACAGA
Cynoglossus semilaevis (tongue sole) is the source of this 949-nucleotide messenger RNA. RefSeq names its product ER membrane protein complex subunit 6 (gene emc6). The record is from RefSeq and is a predicted model, not a curated record. Gene Ontology annotation, biological process: protein folding in endoplasmic reticulum; autophagosome assembly. The transcript is spliced from 2 exons. Gene Ontology annotation, cellular component: endoplasmic reticulum; EMC complex; membrane. Lineage: Eukaryota; Metazoa; Chordata; Actinopteri; Pleuronectiformes; Cynoglossidae. The coding region runs from base 225 to 557 and encodes 110 amino acids.